UUCUGUUCACCUGAUUGUAAUUAGCACAAGACCACUGCAGCUUUAAAAAAAUAAUGUAGCUGGCAUGUUUUACUGUAUCAUAAAACUGUGGGCUGCGUUUAUAUCUAACGGUUUAGUUGUGCCAAGAAGCGCUUUCGCAAUUGGCUGCUAGUUAGCUUAGCAUUUGGAACAUUUAGCAAGUGAUUAGCAGCUGGUUAGUAGCUGGUUUAGCUAGCUACUUCACAGGAGACAAAACUUUGAUUUAACUACUCAAGUUAACGCGUGAGCAGAGUUUGUAAAAAUGGACAAAAUUACUAAAGAUGUGGGUGAUAUUCAGUCCCGGCUGUUUGACCACAGACCAGUCAUCAAUGCAGAGAUCCACUACUUUGUGAGAGAGUUUGAGGAAAAACGUGGACACAGGGAGAGCAGACUGCUGGAGAACCUCAAUAAAAUGGUCCCGGAAGCAAAUGAGCAAAUGCUGCCCACGGAUUUAGAGGGCAUGCUGUCUGAUGUUGUUAAACGGUUGGAGGCUGCCAAUCACAUGGCAGAAAGAGUCCAGCAGAGGGAGCUAGAGGCACAGCAGAGCACCCAGCUGCAGGGGAACAUGGAGCGUUUGAAAGACGAGUGGGCAGAUUUUCUGAAGGAGCAGCAGAGGUUAAAGGAGGAGGUGGAUGAGGAGCACGCCAAGGCUGUAGGACAACUCAGCACACAGUACAGUGAGAAGAAGAAAGACUUGGCCAAAUUUUCACCCCUCUAAUCAGUUGAAGGACUGUGCGCGGGUGUGAGUGAACAAACCUUUUUUAUUACGUACUUGUGUUUGUUACGGACAUGGACGUCUGUCCUACUAAUCGAAGCUCUUGGCUUUGAUUGAUGAACUUGGUUGGCAUAGAGGUCUUGAGCCUGCACUAGAGCCAACACUUUCCAAAUCAUAACUAUGAAAGUGUGAUUAACGGUGUGGCAUUUCACAGGCCAUCAGGCUCAAACGUUUCUCACUUUCGCACAUGGAAUUUUCACAGCAUGUUUACGGGCUGGAAUAUGUCAUUUUUAAACAAGCAAUCAUUCGAUUGUUCCUUGGCUGUGAAGUUUUCAACAUUUCAAGAUUUUUAAUGGAUGCUUGCCUGAAGGGUGCUGAUGAUGAAUUUGCGUCAGCCUCCGGUUGAAAGGAACCUGGUGUUUGGCAUCAAGGCAAGAUACUCAAAGCACUGAAAGCCAGAACAUUAAAUGUUAGCAAAGCCCUUCUGAGCAGGUGUGUUUAAAGCAUGGGUCAAGUGUUGUAGAAACCAGCUUAAACAAAACUGUUUCCAGAACAAAUCGUCCCUCAGCAGCUCUCUUGUGUUUGGAACAUUUGACCUCUGACAUUAGCCUCAAGUAAACCAACUGUCUAUGAAGUAAUUUUAAUAAUGAAAGGCCGUUGCUGAAACCAGUUUUAAUGAUCAGCAACAGCUGUUUUUUGUUUGUUUUGCCCCCACCAAUUUGAUUUCAAUGAGUCAUAAAUCUAAUAUUUUUAUUUCUGUUUAAACAGAAAAAUAUCAGAUUUUCAUCUCCUGGUUUUCAUCUCUUUCUGGUUAUGCAUAUAUAAAAUAGAGUGCUAAAAAUACAAAGAAUGAUAAACACAAACGCCAUGUGUUCCUUUCUGUUUUACAUUUUCUGUUUAUUAGAUUAAUUGAACACAGCAGCAGAUGCUAUGGAUAUAAAAACCUGUUAAAGGUCCAAUGUUAGGGAUUUGGCAUGUUUUCUUAAGUGUUUAAUCACCAUCAUCACCAAACAUCAUUGUGUUUUCAUGACCUUAGAAUUAGCCAUUUAUAUCUACAUAGGGAGCGGGUCCUCUUCUACAGAGAUCGCCAUCUUGCACAUCCCUGUCCAUUUGUUUUGUUGAGGAGCAGGUCUCUGCAGAUAAUUCAGCUCCUUAGAUGUCCAGGAGUUAAAAACGUCCUGGACAUCUGGAUCUGAAGUUAUCGGAGGAAAAAAAGUAUGUCACAUUAGCAGAUUCUGGCCAGUCUCUGACAUGCCAAAUGACAGUGGAGAAAUUCUGAUUUUUAAUGUGACACUGCUUUAUUGAGUGUUCCUACUGGUUUCAAUCACCGGUUUCUUAGUUUUGCAGAGGAAGAAACCUCUGUGGAUAACUCAGCUCCCUGCAGUCCUCACCAAUAGAUGCCACUAAAUCCCCCUAAAUCUUACACACUGAUCCUUUAUAUUUAUCAAAGGUUUACAGUAAAUACACAGUAAUAUGUACAAGUUACAUUAUGAAUUACAAAAGAAGUGAAAUCAUCUGUGUGGCUCUUGACCCUGAAGCGGAGAAUCUCUGAGGUUAAUAUUAGACUCGCAGCACAUUUAAUGAAUUGUUUUGAUUUUGCUUCAGACAAUAGUGGGCCGUUGGGCAGGUUAAUGGAUGGGUGGGCACACUGGGCACAUUCCUGGCAUGGCUGAGAACACAGUUCAUCUCGCACAACGUAACUGAACAAAUAUUUUGGAAACCCCCUUCACACCUCUACCACACACUCCCUUAAACUGCCCAGACAUCUCCAAUGUCCAAUGUUACAUCUGAAGAAACAGGUUUGGACUUCAGUAAUAGCUGAAUAAAAAAGAAAAAUGAGAAUUAAACAAAACAAUCCAGCAGUGGAGUCCCUUCACUGUAUGACAACACUGCUGAAGUGAACUCGGCUCUGUAUCCCCUUUCUCAGAAGCUGCAGCUUUUUUUCCAUUUGGCUAGCAGUGACCUGUCGCCCCAGCUCUCGUGCAAAACCACCCUCUGGUCGCUCUGCCUGUGACUGUGCAUGCAUGUGUGUGUAUGAGUUGGUGAUGGCUGGCGUCAGAGAUCAGAGAGGACACAGACAUGGCAGCAGAUGUUCGUCUGCAUAUGUAUGUGUGUGUGUGCGCAUGCCUUCCCUCCGCCUCGGUGACUGCAGCUGUCCAGCUUGGAGACAGCUCAUCAUCGGCUAACGAGGAGCGACAAUACGGAAACGCGGCCCACCUCUGCCAGCAAGGCACCUUUUCAUCUGCCCUUGUUUAUUUUUUUGGUGUCAUUGGAAUGAAAGAAAAACAGUCAGAGUACACGAAAGGUCAGCGUUAAAGUCAUAUGAGUGUUAGCUAUUCAUGAGUGAAGUCAUAAGCUUACAGUAAGUACUUGUUGGACCUGAUAAGUACAGGAUUUAUACCUGUUAGAAUUAGUUCUGACGCCGCUGUGUAAUGUCAGGUUUUGAAAAAAAAACUCUUGUGAACUGAGUAAGCCCAGGGAACACGUAAAAGUGAUUCUUCCAGGAUUUAACACAAGGCAAAUACGUGCACAUGUAGAUCUAGACAUUUCUCUGGUCGAUGCCAGGUCUGCUCUUUGCCGGUUCAAAUCCACAAAACCAGAAAAUACGACCAGCCUGAGGCUGUGUGGGAAAGCUCUCAGGUCAGAAUAACCCUCCACCAUCUUUUAUUGCAUUACAAGGCCAUUGCUGUCAAUAAUAACAUGCACUCAGCCAAACUAAAUUGACAUUAAGCAAUCUGGGAUUUAGAUCAACGCCUGUUUGCGAAUGAGGGUUUGCAACAACAACAGGUUUCGACAUUCACAGGAAUUUGGUUUUAUGUUAAAGCGCAGACUGAAAGGUCAAUAAAUCCAGAAAUCUCAGCACCUGGUCAAGUAAUUGUUGAGUAACUUGUGUUUAUCAGCAACACUAUCAGUGCUGUGUUCAAUGGGAAACAGGAAAAGCACCGUAACAUUAGAGCUUUCUUACAUUUUUAGUGAAUCUGGUCUAUCUGGAAAGAUACCCAUCAAACUGUCAAGCAUCCCAUGAACUCAGGUUGCUGGCACAGACACUUUCCCUCCACACCGACCUGUAAGACAACUCUGUGUGCAGAUAUUGGGCACCGGCUGAAAUCUCCUGUUAUCAUCCUCCUCAGCCUGCUGCCUCAAGCCUCUGGACCCUCGUUGGUUUGUUUUUUGUCUCCAGUGUGCAUCAGAGAGCAGCGUGCUCUUCCUGUUUUGAAGGGAGAGCAGUGCUCUCGGGCCACGGAGCUGCCGUUCCCUGUGCCAACACAAAUGGUGAAGGAAACAGCAGCACCCAGCUGGAGCUCCACAGGGCAACAGACAGAGAUAAGGGGUGUGUUAGUAAAUGCAAUCUGAUGCUCAGUCUGAAAAAGAGCUUUCCGUGUCCACUGGAAAAGGUUGAAAUGUAACCCAGGCAUGAAAUGUGAAAUUGAAUCAAGACAUUUAGUGAAAAACAGGAUCUGACUUUAGUAGCUCAUGCUGGAUUGAGAGCAUGUAGAGAAGUAUUGAAGCUUAGCUUUAAUGACAGAAGAAAAUCAGUUUCAUCAACCCACAUUACUCUGCACUAAAUUUGGACAUACCUAAACAUCUGCUUGUAACAGUGACCAAAUCUCAACAUGUCAAUAAAACAAUUUUUGAUACUAAAAAUAUACAUA
This is a messenger RNA of Plectropomus leopardus (leopard coralgrouper), 4386 nucleotides long. RefSeq names its product biogenesis of lysosomal organelles complex 1 subunit 5 (gene bloc1s5). NCBI's taxonomy places the organism in Eukaryota, Metazoa, Chordata, Actinopteri, Perciformes, Serranidae. The record is from RefSeq and is a predicted model, not a curated record. Gene Ontology annotation, cellular component: transport vesicle; BLOC-1 complex.